AUGCCUUAUAGUUUCUGCUGUUGGGGAGGUUGCAAAGAGUGCUCAAGAUCAUUGAGGGAAACUGGCUAUUACACGGGUUCAGAAGGGCAGUUUUUGUGUGCUGAGGAUUUUCGAGCUUUAUCAGUGCCUUUGAAAGUGAAAGCUGAACAACAAAGUCUAAAACACGCUGAUGAAACUUCCUUGUCGCCAGCGUUCCCGAUUACCCCGCCAACGCAACCAUCACCUCUUGCCUCUCCUGCAGGAUGUGCGUCUUGUGGACAGCCAUUGCAGAGCAGUCAGGUAUUGCUGGCACUUGGAGAACAGUGGCAUGUUUGGUGCUUUAAAUGUUCUGAAUGUGCUACUGUACUUCAAGGAGAGUACAUGGCACAUAAUGGCAAACCAUUUUGUAUUCGAGAUUACAAUAUGAAAUAUGGUGUCCUGUGCUAUGAGUGUGAUAAGUACAUUGCUGGAAAAGUAUUGCAGGCUGGAGGUUACAAGUUUCAUCCGACUUGUGCUCGUUGCUCACGUUGUGGUGAACGCUUUGGUGAUGGGCAAGAAAUGUACAUGCAAGGCGAUGAAAUCUGGCAUCCAGGUUGCGAACAUACAAAAGUGACGGAAAACAUUGCA
Molecule: messenger RNA, 606 nt
Organism: Acanthocheilonema viteae
Lineage: Eukaryota; Metazoa; Nematoda; Chromadorea; Rhabditida; Onchocercidae
Source: the annotation of a GenBank genome assembly